This is a messenger RNA of Stylophora pistillata, 3709 nucleotides long. RefSeq lists its product as uncharacterized. The record is from RefSeq and is a predicted model, not a curated record. Gene Ontology annotation, molecular function: enzyme inhibitor activity; protein kinase binding; phosphatase regulator activity. Gene Ontology annotation, cellular component: cytoplasm. NCBI's taxonomy places the organism in Eukaryota, Metazoa, Cnidaria, Anthozoa, Scleractinia, Pocilloporidae.
UCAACGACACCAGUCAUUAAAAGUAAUAUGGAAUCUGGACCAGCUCCCUUGAAAAGACGUCUCUCUGAAUCAUCUAGAGCUAGAUUGCUGCGUAAUGUACCCCCUGCUAACAACCCUGGACUACUGAGCUCCAUAACAAGAAUAAAGGACCAAAACCUUUUUCUCAGGGACAUCAAUCAGGAGAGGGCGCAGAUGGAGGCCAGUAAGGAGCAGCUGUCCACCUCCCCCAAGAGCCGCACGUCCAGGCCGCCGAGUUUCGCCGACUCGCCCAAAGAGGACAAGGAAAACGAGAAGGAGAAACGAGACGGUUCCAACAAAGAUGACAGUGGAUCUGAAUCAGAUACGGAGGACAGCUCUGAAGAGUCCAGUGAAGAGGAUUCUGAGGAAGAGGAGCGGGGUGGCCAGCCAGCCGUGAACUCAGUCACUGCCAGGACCAGACCCACGGUUAAUUCUCUUCCAGCUUAUUCUGUAGUCAAUUCGCUUAAAAAACCCGUGGAUGAGUCCGACUCAGAGGAAGAAACCGGCAGUGAAACCGAGGAGUCCUCCGAAGAGGAGGGGGAGGAAGAAGAGCCGGUAAAACGUGAUACACGGACAAGUAUAACCAGUUCUACGACGCGACCGUCCGCGCCUUCGCGUUUUCAGAGCGCGCCUGCUAGUGCGCCAUCUAAACCUGGGGUGGGAGGCACCUCGAAGCUUCUGAAAUCCCCCUUCUUAGACAAUGAUAAGAAGGCAAACAAUCCUUCUUCACCUGUUUCAGAAACUGAACCCUAUACUAGGACUUCAAGGUUUGGUGAUAGGGGUGACGGUAAAGAAGAAACUAAAUCACGGUUUGGGAGCUACGUGACACGUACUACGGCUGAUACAACGAGUAAUGCGACCAGCACAACUACUAGUGCGGCUCGGAGCGGAAUUAGCUCCACACCUAGCGAGGACACUCUAGCAAAAACAAAACGGCAGACUAAGAAGGUCACACAGAGGGCUGGUACCUCUUAUGUAGGAUUUAGCGGAAGGGGAAAUGCAGACGACGAUGAGAUGAACGGAGAAGAUGGCAAGAGUAAUGAUAUCGCUCACGGGAAGGGAGCAGAAGAACGGAAGGACACGUCUGUGCGGCGGAAUUCUAAGGAAGAGACAAAGUCGACGAGACCAACCUCUACUGCCGACAAGUUCCUGAGUCGGCGGAACAGACCCAUUGAAACAGUCGAGGACAAGAACGAGGAAGCCAAGAUCCCGGAGUGGAAAAGGAGACAAAUGGAACGAGAGAGGGAAAGAGAAAAGGAGAAAGAAAAAGAACAAGAGAAGGAGAGAGAACGACAAAAGGAAAGGGAACGAGGGAAGGAGAAAGAGAAGGAGAGUGAGAUGCCGAGUUAUCGCCGCCCCAGGCAAGACAGGGAAAAAGACAAAGAAAAAGAGAAGGAAGAGAAGGAAAAGGAGGAUGAUGACUCCUCUGCACUGGCUACACAGCGGGCGAGAAGGGCCAGGAGGCUGAUUAAUAAACGCCGCGGAGGGAGCGACGAGGAGGAAACGGAAGAGGCCAAAGACCCAAAAAAGAACACAAACCUAAACGAGGAAAAUGAUGAGAAAGCCUCUCUGGCCAGCAGAAGACGAUCUCAAGAAACUAGACACGACGAGGUUAAGAGCACCACGGACAGAAUAAGAGUUGGCAGAACCACUGAUUCUAAAGGACCCUUUGGGACCUCCAAGGCGAACACCAUUAUAACAGAAACAGAUCCCCAGAAGCUGAAGGAAAGAUUACAAGUAGCCCAGUUAGAACUUCAAGAAUACAAAGUUAAACUAGAAAAGGCCUUACAAGCAAAAGAAGAACUUGAAAGAAAAUACUCAAACGUAGAGGACGACUUAAAGCAACUAACGGACUUGAAAGCGGACAACCAAAGGCUGAAAGACGAGAACGGUGCCUUAAUCCGUGUUAUAAGCAAGUUAUCACGACCUCCCACUUGACCGGCAACCAUGGUUUGUAGUAAGGCAAACGGGAGACAUUUAGAAGUUGAUAAUGCCGAUAAACGAUAACCCCUCUUUCCUGGUCUUAAACUGUACCUAUUUAUUCAGUACGAGACCACAACUUAGAUGUUCUUUAAUUAUGCUAGGAGGGAGGGGUGGCAGCGGAUGGUCGGGUUUUGACGAAAGCCUUCCUUUUCCCGCCAGCCUGGAGUACAAUGAUGAGGUCUUGGUUGGGUUCGUUUUUUUCCUUGUUGUAAUGUAGGUAUGUGUAUGUUUUGUAAUUGGACGUGAGUCGGUAAGAGAGAUAACGAAGAUCAGUCGCCACGUUGUAAACAAAAGUAAACAGAGGAAGAUUAAAUACGAUUUUACAAUUGAAUAAUUUGUGAACUUCCCUUAAAAAGCCCAUGUUCUGCCAAUUUCUAAUGCAGUUUUCUAUAAGUGUAUAUUGUAGUUAAACGGCCGAAGUGCUUUUCAUUAGUUACGCAGAACUUUUUGUCUGCUAGAAGCUUUUCUAUUUUGUGACACUCUUGAGGGUCAGUGAUAUUAAUAAGAAUAACAAAUUAAUGAUAAUCAAUCCCAUUGCUAAAGGUUCAACUACUGUAGUAAAGUUUAGUUUUGUACGACUUUUUGCAUAGACGAUUCAAUAGAACCAAACUGUGCUUGCUUCUUGUAGGAAGAAAUAAGAAAAGAAUACAAAUACGAACCUUUUCGACUCUGUCGCGCGAUUCUGUUUGAUUGAGGGCAAAUUCAGAUUAAUCAAGAGACAAGAAGAAGAAAAGACGAAUUUAAUAGCAGUCAAAGGAACCUGUUAUCUCAAAAAAAUAGUUUGGCGCCGUCGCAAAUAUAAUUGUAUUGAAAUUAACAUUUAUUAUAUUGUAUCCUUGUUAUUGUGCGUAUAAAUUCUAAUGAUCUCAGUUAGCUAGGGUUACGCGUAAUAAGAGCUGCUUCAGGUGCGCAAUCUUGGAUUUUGACUCGUCGCGCAGCCGGCUUUCCAAUUGGAUGAGUUGACUGCGUGACAGCCAAAGGAGCGGUUGCACAUGAGGGUAGGGCAACGUACUAGUCUAUGAUUGGUUCCAAGGCAGUCGAGGAAAUAAGAACUUGUUCGUGCGGAAUCGCAUAACCAUAACUUUCUUAGUUGCAUGACUUAAAGCUAAAGUAUUACAGUAGUUUUAUGACUAAGCAGCAAGAUCCGUUGAACUUUGUCCGUCCAUUGUCGUUGGAUAAGACAAGAACGAGUGUUAUUUCUCCGACUGAAAGUAUGAAAUCUAACUUAAUGCGCUUGCUGGAACGAGGUAGAGCCAUUAUUGUGAAUCCACAGGCAACUUUAGAUGUUAUUCUUCGGGCUUCUUCACAAAUACUCCACAAUGUCAAAUUUUUAUCUUCACUUUUCAGAUCUGGAUGUUGCGCCAAUUUAUGGCGGUCAUCUUGUAUUGGUAAAUCCGACUUCAAAUUAAUCACUGAGGGUGACCCUUUCUUAUGUUAGUGGAAUCCACUCAGUUUCCUAAAAGGGUCAGAACGUGGCUUUACCUCACCAGAGUCUCAAAGGCCUGAGUCUCUAAACUGGCCAGAGUCUCUGCUGUGCACUUAAGCGCGGCAAGCUUUAUUCGACAGUGCUGUAACAGUAGCUCUCUAUCUUUUUAUUUCCAUGAUUAUGGACAAAACAAAUCUUUUUUGAUUAGUUGUCCCGUAUUUGUUGGUUCUGUGUUGAAUACGAAGCCUAACUGCUAUAAAUAUACCAGUCUCUUAUAAAUGU